Molecule: messenger RNA, 2599 nt
Organism: Syzygium oleosum
Lineage: Eukaryota; Viridiplantae; Streptophyta; Magnoliopsida; Myrtales; Myrtaceae
Product: G-type lectin S-receptor-like serine/threonine-protein kinase At2g19130
Exons: 2
Coding region: 185-2599 (804 amino acids)
Biological process (GO): recognition of pollen; protein phosphorylation
Molecular function (GO): ATP binding; protein serine/threonine kinase activity
Source: RefSeq, a predicted model, not a curated record
GUCUCGGUUGAAGUUUCCACAUAAUACUUUGCGCGUUUCUUGACCCCUUCUUCUUUGAGAUCUCUUACCUCGCCCUCACUCUGGCCACAAACAGCUAUAUAUACUGCCCCCUGUGCAUUGUGUUUCUAAGCCUGUCCGCUCGAACCUUGUGUCGUCCAGCCAUGGAUAGAAGAAACAGUAGUCCAUGGUCGUUCACGCUCCCAAGUUUCUUGCUUUGCUUAUCUCUCUGCACCACCCGCCUCUGUCUUGGCUCCAACACCAUCUCCGUCAACCAGUCCCUCUCCGGCAACAAAAUCUUAAUCUCCUCCGGCGGCACCUUCAGGCUCGGUUUCUUCACACCAGGGACAACCCCGUCACCGACAGGUACUCCACUGAACUGAAGAUCUCGGGUGGCAAUCUUGUUAUGGUCAACGGCUCCCGAGUCCCCGUUUGGUCCACAAAUCUGAGUACUUCUUCAUCUGGGUCGAGCUCAACGGUGGCGGUUCUUGGGGACGACGGCAACUUCGCUCUCAAAGACGGGCCGAAUUCUUCCGUGACCCUGUGGCAGAGCUUUGAUCACCCGACGCACACGUGGCUUCCCGGUGCGAAAUUAGCGAUCGACAAGCGCAAAAACACGAGUCAGCUCUUGACAUCAUGGAAGAACUCUGAGGAUCCUUCGACAGGUUUGUUCUCUCUCCAGCUGCAGCCAUCCAAUGAGUACUUCAUAUUGUGGAACAAGUCGAUUCAUUAUUGGACCAGCGGGCAGUGGGAUAGUAAGAAUAGUGUGUUUGACAACGUGCCUGAGUUGAGAGCAAACUUUAUUUUCAAUUUCAGCUUUGUGGACAACGAAAAUGAGAGCUACUUCACUUAUUCAACGAAAAACAGUAGCAAUGACACAUCAAGAGUGGUGUUGGAUCUUUCUGGGCAGAUUCAGGAGCUUUUCUGGUUGCCCUCCCAGCAGUGGAACAUGUUCUGGUCCAAGCCCCCAACACGAUGUCAAGUCCACAAUCUUUGUGGGCCUUUUGGUGUUUGCAGCGAGAGCACGGAUGACUUUUGCAGCUGCUUGCCAGGGUUUAGUAUAACCUCGCUAAAAGAUUGGAAUCUGAGUGACAUGUCUAGUGGUUGUAAGAGGAAUUCCAACUUGAGUUGUGCUUUGAGCACUUCAGAUGGGGGGAAGGACCGAUUCUUGCUUAGUUCUAACAUGAAAUUGUCGGCAGAUUUCCAAUCUUUACCUGUAAGAAAUGCCAAGGAAUGUCGCCUCUCUUGUUUGAACAAUUGCUCUUGCACGGCUUAUGCUUUCGAGAAUAAUGCCUGCUCAAUUUGGUUCGGCGACCUCUUCAAUGUACAACGGCUUGCACAAGGUGAUACCACUGCAAGUAGUUUCUACCUCCGGCUUGCCGCCUCCGAUGUUGAGGAUCUCAGCAAGAAGAUAGUUGCAGGGUCUGUUAGUGCAGCCUUGAUGAUAUUAGCCAUUCUCUUGUUUGGCAUUUGGAGAUGGAGGAGGGCAACAGUAACAGUGAAGUCAGUGGAGGGUUCACUCAGAGCCUAUGCAUACCGUGACUUGUUAAUAGCAACUAAGAAUUUCUCGGAGAAGUUGGGCGAGGGCGGGUUUGGUUCAGUAUUCAAAGGAACAUUACCUGAUUCAACUCACAUAGCGGUCAAGAAGCUCGAAAGCAUAAGCCAAGGAGACAAGCAAUUCCGAACAGAAGUAAGCACGAUCGGGACCAUCCAGCAUGUGAAUCUUGUCAGGCUUCGUGGGUUCUGCUCUGAAGGUGACAAAAAGCUAUUGGUCUAUGAAUUCAUGCCAAAUGGCUCCUUAGACUAUUGUCUCUUUCAAAGAAAGGACUCGAAGACCUUGGAUUGGAAAACGAGGUACCAAAUUGCUUUGGGAACGGCUCGAGGUCUGGCUUAUCUCCAUGAGAAGUGUAGAGACUGCAUCAUACAUUGUGACAUCAAGCCAGAGAACAUCCUUCUAGAUGCUGAAUUCUGUCCAAAAGUGGCAGAUUUUGGCCUGGCAAAGCUUGUUGGUCGAGAUUUCAGCAGGGUGUUGACAACCAUGAGAGGCACAAGAGGGUAUCUUGCACCGGAGUGGAUCUCCGGAGUGGCCAUAACAGCAAAAGCUGACGUUUAUAGCUAUGGAAUGAUGCUCUUUGAAUUUGUAUCAGGACGGAGAAACUCAGAGGUAUCGGAAAAUGGGGACAUCAAGUUCUUCCCAACAUGGGCUGCUAGGAAGAUAUCUGAAGGAGGUGACCUGCUCGAUCUUUUGGAUCCAAACUUGGAGGCCAACGUAGAUACUGAAGAGCUAACUAGGAUUUGCAGAGUUGCUUGCUGGUGCGUCCAAGAUGAGGAAACGCACAGGCCAUCGAUGGGGCAGGUUGUUCCAAUACUCGAGGGGGUGUUGAAUGUGAACCUGCCCCAGAUACCGAGAGCCCUUCAACUGUUAGUUGAUAAUCAGGAGCAUAUAGUUUUCUUCACCGAGUCGUCAUCGUCUAACCAGAGUUCCCAGAUGAUGAGCAAUACAUCAACUGCUUCCGUGCAGAGUUCCCAGAUGAUGAGCAAUACAUCAACUGCUUCCGUGCAGAACCAAAAUAGUUCAUCUUCCACAAAUUCCAAUUCUUGA